Rhinichthys klamathensis goyatoka is the source of this 1360-nucleotide messenger RNA. RefSeq names its product glucose-6-phosphatase catalytic subunit 1a, tandem duplicate 2 (gene g6pc1a.2). The coding region runs from base 42 to 1109 and encodes 355 amino acids. The transcript has 5 exons. NCBI's taxonomy places the organism in Eukaryota, Metazoa, Chordata, Actinopteri, Cypriniformes, Leuciscidae. Gene Ontology annotation, molecular function: glucose-6-phosphatase activity. Gene Ontology annotation, cellular component: membrane. The record is from RefSeq and is a predicted model, not a curated record. Gene Ontology annotation, biological process: glucose 6-phosphate metabolic process; gluconeogenesis.
ACAGGUGGUGGAGGACUGUCACUCUCGAGUAGCUCUACAACAUGAAUGCUGUGAUGGAUACAGUGCACGGGUUCGGGGUGAGUAGCACCCAAUACCUGCAGACCCAUUACAAAGACGCCCAAGGAUGGUUUCUUUUCGUCUCCUUUGCGGCAGAUCUUAGGAACACCUUCUUCAUCUUCUUUCCCAUCUGGUUCCAUCUGAAAGAAUCAGUCGGCAUCAAGCUCAUUUGGGUGGCUGUGAUAGGAGAUUGGCUCAAUUUGGUAUUCAAAUGGAUCCUGUUUGGAGAACGUCCAUACUGGUGGAUCCACGAGACUUCCUACUACAUCAACAGCUCAGCGCCACAUAUUGAACAGUAUCCCAUGACCUGUGAGACUGGCCCAGGCAGUCCAUCUGGUCACGCUAUGGGCGCUGCUGGUGUUUACUAUGCAUUGGUCACGUCCAUCCUCGCCAUAAUGCUGAGCAAAGAGAACAAAUCCCCGUCCAAGAGCCUAUACUUGCGUGGUUCCCUUUGGACACUCUUCUGGGCGGUCCAGGUCUGUGUAUGUCUCUCUCGAGUCUUCAUCGCAGCUCAUUUCCCCCAUCAGGUUUUCGCAGGCGUUAUUUCAGGCAUGAUUGUUGCGGAGGCUUUCAACAGACAGAAAUGGAUCUAUAGUGCCAGUCUAAAGAAUUACUUCAACGUCACGCUGUUCCUGCUCUCGUUUGCGGUGGGCUUGUACGUGCUCCUGAAAGCUCUGGGUGUGGAUCUGCUCUGGACCCUUGAGAAAGCCCAGAAGUGGUGCGUCAAUCCAGCCUGGGUUCAUUUGGACAGCACACCGUUCGCCAGCCUGUUGAGGAACAUGGGCACCCUGUUCGGGCUGGGACUCGGCCUUCACUCCCCACUGUACACGGAAAGCAAGAAGAGCAGCAGCGCUCGCGUCAGGAUCUCCUGUAUCGUCUCCUCUCUGUUUCUUCUCCAUCUCUUCGAUUCCAUCAAGCCUCCCACACACACGGCUGCUCUCUUCUACCUGCUGUCUUUCUGCAAGAGCGCCACUGUUCCCCUGGCCACGGUCAGUAUCAUCCCGUACUGCGUGUCCGGAGCCCUCGGUUUACAAAGCAAGAAACAGCUUUAAGCUGGGAAAGAACUGUACAAGACUGUAAGCAACGGCGCAACUAUUUACAGUAUUUCAGACUAUAGCACAUUUUCCAGUUCAUCCCAUCAGUCGAAGAAACACUAACUGAUGAACAACUCGCCUGUUUAAAUGUGUUUUCUAACUAAGGGAUGCAGAUAACUAGUUUAAGUUAAACACUGCUAUAUUGUAUGUACUGUUUAUGAUAAUGUGUUGUGUAAGAAUUGUGAAUUUUAGAAAAUAUAAAUAUAUCU